GCUGCAUGUAGACGUUCUAACCUAGGUUAGACAAGGGUGAAGAGCUGCAGUGCUGAUCUGAGAUCGGUCAGUAAUGAAUAUAUAUCACCUUUGAUUUAACACAAAUCAAUGGGGACGCAUGUAUCAAAGACAGUGCGAAAGUCCAAAAACACGAUCGGUAGGAUUAUAGUUCCUAAUAGCACAAAGGGCAUGGACGAGAUCAUCCAGAAAGCGAUCGCCCACAGCGAGGCCUCAAAGAGAACCUCCGCGCCCUGGAAGGCAGACCAGCCGCACGAACAGCAGUAUUUCCAUUUCAAUCACAGCAAGCAGCAAUGGGGGCCACAAGAGCCGGUCGCAGCGGCGAAACAAGAAUCCUCCAAGACCGGCAGUCCGGGCCUCAGCCGUUUAGCACUUUUCACCUGGAACAUCGACUUCAUGCUGCCGUAUGCGGAAUCGCGCAUGGAAGCCGGCCUAACCACACUGCAGGACCUCGCAUCUCGGCUACCGGGCAGCACGGGGGUCGUGAUAUUCCUGCAGGAAUGCGUGCGCUCUGACUUGGCUACCAUCUCCCAGCAGCCAUGGAUCAGGGAGCGCUUCACGAUCACGGACACUACGGUGAACAAUUGGGCGUCGGGACACUACGGGACCACGAUGCUUGUCGACCGGCGCCUCGCCAUCGCGAAGCUCUUCAGGGUGCACUACGCGAAGACGCGCAUGGGGCGCGAUGCUUUCUUCGUCGAUAUCAUUAUGGGGCAGGCUGGGGAUAAGAGGGUCAGGCUUUGCAACUCGCACCUGGAAUCUCUUGCUUUUGACCCCCCAUACCGCCCGUCACAGGUGCAGCUGAUCUCGCAGUAUCUGAGAGAUGGCGAUGUGCAUGCUGGAAUCGCGGCGGGCGAUUUCAAUGCAAUCCAGGACUUUGAUCGCAACUUGCACAGCGAGAACGGGCUGAAGGAUGCAUACUUGGAGCGCGGCGGGAAGGAGGACAGCGAUGAUGGAUACACUUGGGGCCAGCAAGCUGCAACAAACUUGAGAGAGAGGUUUGAUUGCUCGAGGAUGGAUAAGGUAUACUUUCAUGGCCAGCUCGAGCUUAGGGAUAUGGAGAGAUUUGUCGCAGAUUUGCAACUACAAGAUCCGAAACAAAGAGAGCAUCUGGUUAGCCUGGGCUUCGAGAAACCUUGGAUUACCGAUCAUAUAGGCGUCAAGACCGAGUUCGAAGUUGUCUAAUAAACAGGAUCAGACGCAAUAGAGGUUAAGUUUAAUACAAUGUCAUGAUCGCUUUAAAG
This is a messenger RNA of Truncatella angustata, 1262 nucleotides long. Its product is annotated as Endonuclease/exonuclease/phosphatase. NCBI's taxonomy places the organism in Eukaryota, Fungi, Ascomycota, Sordariomycetes, Amphisphaeriales, Sporocadaceae. Gene Ontology annotation, cellular component: PML body; cytoplasm. The record is from RefSeq and is a predicted model, not a curated record. The transcript has a single exon. Gene Ontology annotation, molecular function: 5'-tyrosyl-DNA phosphodiesterase activity; single-stranded DNA binding. The coding region runs from base 109 to 1203 and encodes 364 amino acids. Gene Ontology annotation, biological process: double-strand break repair.